Molecule: messenger RNA, 882 nt
Organism: Aphanomyces astaci
Lineage: Eukaryota; Oomycota; Saprolegniomycetes; Saprolegniales; Verrucalvaceae
Exons: 1
Coding region: 1-882 (293 amino acids)
Source: RefSeq, a predicted model, not a curated record
AUGGCUGUGGGGUGGGUGUUGCACCAGCUAGGACCGCGAUUUCGCUCCAACAACGCUGGCGACGGGCCUGAGAAGACAAGGGAUCGCAAGUUUUGGUUUCCUCGCUUCAAGUCCACGUUACUCGGAAGCUAUCGGUCCAAAGCCACAUAUGUCCUGUGUGAAUGCGCUCUGGCGACCUUGUCACCGUCGCCGCAGGCAUCGAGCUCGCCACCAUGCGGCACCCCUCCCCCUACCCAAGCGCACCCUGGUGCUACCAGUGUAUAUCGAACCAAGACCACAAAUGGUCAUCAUUGUGCAUGUGGCCGCGACGAAUGGCAUUUGGCCAAGAAGGUCGAGGAGCAAGAGUACGCUGUGCGACUCGAAGUGAGUAAGCAGUACGGAGGCAUGCGCUAUGAUGACGCUUUAGCACAGCACGCUGCCGAUGUCGAGCGGUGCUUGGCCCAUUACAUUCCACAACUCCCGUGCAAGUUGAUCGCUGGCGGGUGUCAUCUUUGUGACGCUGGCACGUCAAGCCAGCGGCUGCGAUCGCCUUGCAGUCCACUCGCAGCACCCCAAGGAAUAGUCACGCCAGGGCCAUCCAUUGCGAGCACGUAUAUGGCCAAGUCAGAGUGCUACGAUGACGACGAGAUGGCGCCGCUACCGCUGCAUAUGGACCAACGCCCGGCGCAUUGGAAAGACCCAACCUUGGUGCAUGAGUACUUAGGUUGCUUUCUAGACAUGGAUGCGGUCAAGCCGGAAUGUUCCGAGCCUACGACAUCCCCCGACUCCAAUCGGAGCUAUCCCCCUCCUGGACAAGACGUCGAUGGCCACCCGUUUCACAUUUCUCACUAUUGCAAAGUCGAGCCCCCGUUGAAUUAUAGCAACCACGAUCACUAUACAUGA